Molecule: messenger RNA, 2571 nt
Organism: Mucor velutinosus
Lineage: Eukaryota; Fungi; Mucoromycota; Mucoromycetes; Mucorales; Mucoraceae
Product: Integral membrane protein SED5
Exons: 9
Coding region: 1-2571 (856 amino acids)
Biological process (GO): protein phosphorylation
Cellular component (GO): cytoplasm; nucleus; cytosol
Molecular function (GO): eukaryotic translation initiation factor 2alpha kinase activity; ATP binding
Source: RefSeq, a predicted model, not a curated record
AUGGAUACCAUAACAACUAACUCAAUAUCAAAACGUAGAGCAAGUGAACCGGAAGCGAGCGAGGCGAUGGCCCUGAUCAGUAGUGCUAAUAGCCAACAAAAUAGGGUGCCACCACCUUUACCCUAUUUACCAAGCGACUAUAGACCCUCUCCCGACAGCCCGCGUCAUUUUGUAGCAACCCAACAUCCUCUGCUCUUCGAUGCUCUUCAUAACAACUCUCACAACAAAAGACAGCGCUCUCGCUCUAUAGGUUACCCUCUGGCGAUCGAGAAUACGGCGGCAGGAGCAUCAGCUUCGGGUAGCGUGUCUGGUUCCUCUUCUUCCACCACCAAUAAUACGCUUGUCAAUAACAGAGAGCAUUUUGAGCUUGUCCCCUACCGUGAAUGGACUGUAAUAGCACGAAACAACCAAAAAGGCCAACUUGUGUUAUAUAACCAAGAUAGUCAUUUAGUCACUGUUCAAAACUACUUGCCAGAUCAUUUCGCACACCUCGAUCCCAACACACCGAUUCAAAUGAAAUCAAAUGAAGAAAAUUAUUGUCCUUAUUGUCACCAAUCCUUGCAUAAUGCCUCAUCAAGGCCCAAACCAAAAAGGGAUGAACCGGAUUUCAUGGAUCGCAACUACUUUCGUUUGUUGGCAUCAUCGCAGACAAACACGGCAGCAAAUUCUCCAGUACAGUCUCGAUCAAGCACAUUCAGCACAGACGCAGCGAGGCCGCCACCUAUCAGUGCACAAAAUUUGAACGCAAAUGCAUUCAACCAAGGGUACUAUUCCAAGUUUUUCGUGGAAAUGAACAAAUUGGGGAAAGGAUUUCGAGGCAGCGUAUUCUUGUGCGAGCACAUGCUCGACGGUGUUAAACUGGGUAAAUAUGCAGUGAAAAAGGUAGCGAUUGGUAACAACCAUCCAUGGCUUGUGCGCAUGCUUCGAGAGGUUCAUCUAUUGGAAAGACUUCGACAUCCCAACAUUGUCAGUUAUAAACAUUCUUGGUUGGAAUACAAUCGAUUGACGCCCUUUGGACCUGAAGUGCCUUGUCUCUUUAUUUUGAUGGAAUGUGCGAAUGGAGGCAAUUUGGAAGAGUAUUUUGAGCGUGUAAGCAGCAGCAAACCGGAAAAGACAUCAACCAAUGCAUCUGCCGCCAACAUGCAACAGAAAAGACGCAUGUCCUCCAAAGAGCUGAAGCGCGAACGCAUUCGAAAGCAAUACCAGGCACAAGAGUCCUUUGAGAAAGAGCAGGAUAUAUCUGCACCUAUAACAUCUGUAUCCAGACGCUUAUUGACAAUGACUGAGAUUUGGUCCUUGUUUUUGGACAUUGUGCAAGGUCUUGCUCAUUUGCAUCAGCAAAACAUUGUGCACAGGGACUUGAAACCGCCAAAUUUACUACUGCAAUACGAUGAACGCAGCCGAAAUGGCCAUCAGAGGAUACCCCGAGUUUUGAUCUCUGAUUUUGGUGAAUGCGAGGAUUUGGAUGAGACUCGUGUCGAUGAUAAUCGAACUGGAGCCACAGGUACAUUGGAAUUCAUGGCUCCAGAACAUGUCAAGCUUGAUCCAAGAGGUAGAAACACAGUGGAUUAUUCGCCAAAGGCAGACAUGUGGUCCCUUGGCAUGGUUUUGUAUUUUCUUUGCUAUUCCAGGCUUCCUUACAGUGUGAUUGAUGAUGUGGAGAUAUUAAGAGUAGAGAUUCUCGACUUCAGAGAUGUGCAAUUUCCAACGUCCAGAUUCGACAUUUACAAAAACGAUCCAGCACUGUACACUGAGGCAUUGAAUAAUCCCAAUAUAACAUCCGACAUACCAAACGAGCUGAAACUACUCAUUCGCAUGCUGUUAUCCAUUGAUCCUUCAAAGCGCCCUUCCUGCAACGAGAUUUUGACCAAGCUUCGAAGUAUCAGACGAGAUGAAACAGCGUCCAUAUUUCAAGAUAUACCCAGUGAAUGGAAUGGCUCUUCCACAAGUAAUACAGCGCCAUCAACAUCCAUCAACAGAAACCCCACUGCAACAACAAUCAAGUCGCCGUCUCCUCUCGACGACACUAUCAUUGUAGAUGCAAACGUGAUAGAUCCCUCUAGCUCUUCCCAACAGCGUCCUGCAACAAAGCACCGACAUUCAUCCUCUGCCAUGUCCACAGGUCGAGACGGCUCAGCAUCCAAUGAUAGCAAUACAUUGCGAAAACGUCAACGUUUGUUGGGAAACGUGGAGGUAGAUGAGGAUACGGUUAUGGCAGAAAACGACGAAGAUGUCAAUGAUGAAGAAGAAAUGCCGGAUGCAGCGCAAGAGACGCCACGAUUGCUGCUCGGAUCUCCUGAUUUGGAUGAGUCGCAUCCAUCUACUCGCUGGUUAUCCGAUCAUCAUUCUAUCCAGAUUAUAAAGAUUGUCACUGUUGUGUUGAAGAUUGCGUCGUGUAGCUAUUCUUGCUCUCCCUAUUCAGCAAAACCCGGUGCGCUGUAUCCUGUUAUAAUGUUUGCUCUUCUCGAUUUUUGGAGCGAAUCAAGCUCUCCCAGCUUCCUACUGAUGGUGGUUCAUGUUGUUUGGAUCAUGAGCACCACACUGUUGACGGGUGGAUUGUGUGAAGCUUAA